Molecule: messenger RNA, 1194 nt
Organism: Pneumocystis jirovecii RU7
Lineage: Eukaryota; Fungi; Ascomycota; Pneumocystomycetes; Pneumocystales; Pneumocystaceae
Exons: 4
Coding region: 1-1194 (397 amino acids)
Biological process (GO): protein insertion into mitochondrial outer membrane; establishment of mitochondrion localization; mitochondrial outer membrane translocase complex assembly
Cellular component (GO): ERMES complex; SAM complex
Source: RefSeq, a predicted model, not a curated record
AUGAUUGACUAUAUGGAAUAUAUUUUGCGUUUAUUUUACGAAAAUACGGGAUGGAAUACUGACAAUUUGUAUUCAUUUCUUUGUCAGAGCUCAAGAAAUAUUCUUGAUUUUCAUGUUCCUAAGGGUCUCAGAUUAAAUGUUGCAUCGUCUCCAAGUAAUAAUUUUGCUUUAUCUUAUCGUUUAUCUUUAUCUCCUGUUUUAAAUGGAUCUAUUGCAUAUUUAGUAACAUCUUGCUGUCUUGAUGGUCCGAGAAAUAGCCAUACUAUUUCUAUGAACAGAAUGGCUGAAGUUUAUCAUCAGGUACAAGAGUUUAGUGGACAAAAAAAGACUUGGAAUCAAAUAUAUCCUUCAAAACAAAGAGGUAUGGAUUAUUUGUUAGGAAUAAAAGGCUAUAAUACUGUAGAUUUUUUGUUUUAUGGUCGAAUGUAUCUUCCAGAGUUGUUAUUAGAAGGUCUUUAUGCUAAAAAGUUAUCACCUACAAAACAGUUUAUUUUAUUGUGUUUCAAUGAUCCUAAAAAAAAUGAUGGAAGUACUGUGACUGCCCAAUUCCAGCACAAUGUUGGAAAAUGGUCAACAGAAUAUACAUUCAAUACGAAUGAAGCAAUGUUUGGGUUUAGAGGGCUAUGGAAUUUUGGGGAAGUCCCAAGAAAAAUGUCAAUAGAUGGGAAACAGCAUGAAGAGUUAACAUCAAUGUCUAAUAAUGGUCAGCUUAGUAUAGGUACAGAAUUAUAUUAUGGAAUACUUCAUAAAACAGGAGGAUUAUCUACUGCACUUCGAUUUACUACACUUCCUUCAUAUUUAAAAAAUCCUCUCACAAUGACCUUAGCUUUAAAUCCUGUCAUGGGCCAUGUGUCUGCUGCUUAUUCAAUCAAAGCAACAGAUGAUUGUUCAUUAUCUAGUAGAUUUAAUUUUAAUAUGUUUUCAUAUGAAAGUAGUCUAGAUAUAGGUUUUGAGUUAUGGAGACGUUCUCAACUUUCAGAAUUAUCACUUCCUGAAAUUUCUCCGAAUCUUUUUGUACCUUUCUAUCCAAGGACUAAUAUUAUUAAAUUAUCUACAGGAUCAAAAAAAAAUGUUAGAGUUUUAUGGGAAUGGCGUUAUAAAAGUUUUCUUUGUAGUUUUGGUGCAAUUUUUGAUUUUAAUUCAUCUUUAUCUCUUUUGAAAUUUUUUGGUUUAGAAUUCCAAUAUUUUUCAUAA